Molecule: messenger RNA, 351 nt
Organism: Acyrthosiphon pisum (pea aphid)
Lineage: Eukaryota; Metazoa; Arthropoda; Insecta; Hemiptera; Aphididae
Product: peroxidase-like
Exons: 3
Coding region: 100-336 (78 amino acids)
Biological process (GO): response to oxidative stress
Molecular function (GO): heme binding; peroxidase activity
Source: RefSeq, a predicted model, not a curated record
UUCUGUUAGGAUAUUGAAAUUUUGAAAUCGCUAUAUUCUACUGUGCACGACAUAGAUUAUAUUGUUGGUGCCCUCUUGGAAAAACCUAGAAAUGGAUCAAUGGUUGGUCCAUCAACUGCGUGCGUAAUUGGAGACAGUUUCUACAGGUUUAAAGCUGGUGAUCGUUUCUUUUAUGAUAUUCUAGGACAACCAGGAAGCUUUACUCCAGAACAAAUUAAAAGCCUGAAAAAGAUCACUCUUAGUCACGUUAUGUGUACAUCAUCAAACUUAGGUCACAUGCAAAAGGAAACAUUCAGAUUUGUUGACCACAAGUGGAUGUCAAGUAUUAAAGUAUAGCUGUAAAUUAUAUAA